AUGCUGGACAAGACCCCGCUUUCCAUCGCCGUUGCCGAGGCCUCAUUUCAUAUCAUCCAGUUACUCUUCGAUCAUGGUGGCUCAGCCAACCACGGGCAACUGCUGCACUAUGCUGCGCGGCGGGUUCUACCUGAUCGGCUUAGGGUGCUAGAUUUCGUCUUGGAGGAAGUCAACUUGCACAAGGGACCUUUCAUCAAUGACAUCAUGUAUAAGGAUCGGCCGUACUGUUAUGGUUUACAAGAAUGUAUUGGCAUAGGGACACCUCUGCAUGAGGCGGCGUCGUUGGGGAAGCUUGACAUGGUUGAGGCGCUGGUAGCAAGGGGAGCAGAUCCCUGCAUUUUAAAUUCUAAAGGGGAUCUCGCCAUCGAGCAAGCGCGAUGGUAUGGUCACAGGGAAGUGGUUGAAUAUCUGCUGCCACUGUCGCGUUCUUCCCCAAACUUCGUAUUUCAAGCGGGAAGUACUGGUUGA
Messenger RNA from Letharia columbiana, 468 nucleotides. RefSeq lists its product as uncharacterized. Gene Ontology annotation, molecular function: protein binding. The coding region runs from base 1 to 468 and encodes 155 amino acids. Lineage: Eukaryota; Fungi; Ascomycota; Lecanoromycetes; Lecanorales; Parmeliaceae. The transcript has a single exon. The record is from RefSeq and is a predicted model, not a curated record.